CGGACGUUACUAUACGGAAGAGCGGAUGUUGUUUUAUUUUACGCUGUGUUCACUUUAAAUGUUCAGUUUAUGGUUAAAUAUGCGCUUUAACGUGAACAACUAACUAAGCUUUAAAUUACUAGAAAAAUGGAGGCGCGCUUCGGGAGUGAAGUGGCGUCGAUUGUAGAAGUCGCCAUCCAGUCGACGGUAUCUGUUUUCAGAGAUGUCUGGGCUAAAGAGGCGCCAAACGCGGACUGGGAUGAGGCGAAGUUCGGGGAAAUCCAGGAAAUAGAAAGAUGUCUGGUGGCUCAGAUCCAUAAAGUGUUCACGGAAAUCUGCUCGGAGCUGUGUGAGGAGAACGAGACUCUGCGGGCUAAGGUGGAGCAGCUGGAGGAUGUAUUACAGAGGAAAGCCGGGCAGCUGGAGCAUGAACUGGAGGCCAGAGUGGGUCAGCUGGGCAGAGACAUGGAGCUGCUGGAACAGGAACUGAAAACUAUUAGUGAGGGCGGCAGCAAGACGCAGGGAGGUCCGACCCACGUCCUGCUGCAGGACGUCACAAUGUCAGUCUCCACCAAUCAGGCGACUCCAAAGUCUAACAAGAAGAGUUCCACAUCAAACCCGCCUCCAGUAUCAGCAGGAAGCACAGAGGUCGUCUCCAGCUCCUCAGCUCUCUCUCAAGCUGUCGCUACACUCGCAGAAGCCCCAACGGUAUCUGCUUCCACAGAGCCAUGGAUGGAUGCCAGUCAGGUUCUCACCACAUCCCCCACGUUCUCAUCAGAGGUCUCUGAAACAGCAGCAAUCAUCCUCAAACCAGCAGCCUCCCCUGGGUCUACACCACAAGAUGCCCCCAGUCCAGACUUCAUCACUGUCGUUGUUCUUGACUCGGCAGAAGAACAGAUGUUAAAGAAAUCCUUUGAAGGGAGACUCUCAAGGAAAAAAAGGCUUGCAAGCGAUGUAACUCAUGAAACAGAGAAAGUUUCUCCUAACAGUGGCUCAGAGGAGAAACAAAUUAAAGUGUAUGAAGGGCAGGGGAGGAGUCUAAGAAAGAAGGACUCACAGAUCGGGAAGCGGUUCUUCUGUGAGCACUGUGAUGUUGGAUUUCAUUGGAAAGGUGAACUAAAGAAACACAUGAAUGUUCACAAGAAGCCUUUUCCUUGUGAGCAGUGUGGCAGAAGUUUCCUUGAAAAGAAAUCUCUCGAAAAUCAUCUAUUGCGCCACGAGUCAACUAAAGCCCCUCUCCCAUUCCCUUGUACCCACUGUAAGAGAUCCUACAGAAAAGAGCAGUCACUUCAGAAUCACCUCAAAUGUCACCAGCGGUCAAAACCUCCAAAGCCGUUUGCCUGCGAUCAAUGUGGGAAAACAUUCAGAAUUAAGCAGUCUCUAGAAAACCACCUCCUGCGCCACGAGAAAAGGAAGCAAAUGUUCAAGUGCCAGCUUUGUGACAAGACCUGCAAGACCUCAGUCCAGCUGAAGUGUCACAUGGCUGUUCACUCAGAAGAAAGACCAUUCAGUUGUGUGACAUGUGGGAAGGAGUUUAAGAGCAAAGACACCCUUCGCUUCCAUCAGAUGGUUCACACGAAUGCCAGGAAAUACAAAUGCACAAUGUGUGAGGAGUCUUUCAAGUAUGCACACUCCCUGACUGUGCACAAGAGGAAGCAUACGGGUGACAGUCCCUUUGUAUGUGAUGUGUGCAACAGGUCUUACAGAACUGGCACUUCUUUGAAAAGACACAGGGUGAUCCACACAGGGGAGAAGCCUUUCACAUGUCACAUAUGUGGAGCAAGAUUCAAUCUGAAUAACAACCUUAAAAGGCAUCUUCGUAUUCACACAGGAGAGAAGCCAUUCACCUGCAAAGAUUGUGGCAAGACCUUCUCAGACAACAACAAGCUUAAAUCUCACAUGCUCAUCCACGGUGCCAGAAAGCCUUUCAUGUGUGAUCUGUGUGGAAAGACCUUCCUCUUCAACUGCAGGCUGCAGAUACAUCAGAAGUACGUGCACGCAGACAAAAACCAGGAAUCAGACAGUACACAAAGUUAUUUCCAGACCAGACAGCAGAACAAGUCAUUGGUUAAACCGUUCAGCUGCAAAAUAUGUCUGAAGGGUUUCAGCGCCGCAGGCUCCCUCAAGCUGCACGAAAGAGGCCACAGCGAACACAAAGAGUUCAACUGUACCAUAUGUGGGAAGGCUUUCCAUAACAAAUACUCUUUCAGCUAUCAUCAGCGUAGCCACUCGGGGGAGAAGCCAUUUGUUUGUGACGUUUGUGGGAAGAGGUUUUUCCAUACUGCUAGUCUGAAGCAACACGAGCGCAUUCACACAGGUGAAAAGCCGUACAAGUGCGACCAGUGUGGCAAAGCAUUCAGGACAGAUGGAAACUUCUACAGACACAUGCGGAUCCACUCUGGAGAGAAACCGUUUGAAUGUGUGUACUGUCAGAAGAAGUUCCACCAGUCAAAUCAGCUCAAAUCUCACCUGCAGAUCCAUACCGGGCGGAAGCUGUACUCAUGUCAACAGUGUGGACGUGGUUUCUCUGAUUCAAGGCAGCUCAAGAAACACAGCUGUGACGGAUCAGUUAAAAUGUCAGAAAGUGUGUUUUAUUUGGAAACCCUGUCCAUCAUAGAGAUGCUCAUAAAGACCACAGUGGAUGUUGUUGGACGUUUAAGGGAAGAACCUGCUAAAAAAGAGCUAAAUACGAAAAGUAAACCAUAUUUUGAUGGCAUGGUGGAAGUGUUGGUGCAGGAGGCAACUAGGAAGAUCAGCAGUGUUUUCUCUCAGCUGUCCUCACUGCUACUUGCUGAAAACUCCAAUCUGAAGGAACGAGUGGGACAGCUGGAGGGCAAGCUGAAGACAGUGACUGAAGGUUUUGAAAAUGCCAGAAUGUGGAGAGAAAACGUCCUGAAUGGCUGCCCAGUGCUGUUUGAGCAGAGCGGACUGGUCUUUACUCUGAAACCAUUCGGGAAGUUGAUGAGAAAGACAGAUAAUCCCUCGCUGGGAGUCACUGAAGCAUCAUCUACUGCUGCUGUCCAGGUGGAGGGUGCACAUCAUGAAGAUGGUGCAGAAAUGAUGGAAGUGAUACCAUCACCACCAACUGGACACGCAGAAGACUGUAACACUGACAAGGUAAAAAACACUGACUGCCAAAUCACACAGGAAGCAGGGCUCAGGAGUAAAAGGAAGGUGUUUACAUGUGAAGUCUGUAAUAAGAACUUUAACCGUCAAUUUCACCUGAUGAAGCACAUGAACACUCACAAAGAACAGUGGCCCUUUGUCUGCAACCAGUGCCCCAGAAAAUUCAGGAAUAUAACAACUUUGGAGUACCAUCUGCUGCGUCAUGAAGAGAAGAAGUUCACAACCUUCAAGUGUCAUAUCUGCGAGAAGGUGUUCAAAACAAAAAUGUGCCUGAAAACUCAUCAGCUUGUACACACAGACACAAGGCCGUUCAUCUGCUCCACCUGCGGGAAAGGUUUCAAAACCAAACACAGCCUGCAGGCUCACCAGGUCGUGCACACGGUCGAAAAGCCACACACAUGCUCUGAGUGUGGGGAGAGUUUCAGGUACGCCAUCACCUUGCAGUGCCAUCGGAGUAUUCACACCGGGGAACAUCCCUACACAUGCACAGUGUGUGGGAAAGCUUUUACAAGCAGGCGAUCGCUCAGGACUCACCAGGCAGUCCACAGAGGCAAAGUGUUUACAUGUGAGACAUGUGGAGCGGGCUUCACCCUCCAGCAAAACCUGAGGAGACACAUUCGUAUUCACACAGGUGAGAAGCCGUUCACCUGUAAAGUCUGCGGGACGAGUUUCAUUCAGGACAACAAGCUGAAGGCGCACAUGCUUCAUCACGGCGCUACGAAGGCGUUCAUGUGCGACCUGUGCGGGAAGACGUUUCUGUACAACUGCCAGCUAAAGAAACAUCAAAAAGCAACUCACAGUGACAACCAAGAGCAGAUUGUUAAAAGGCGAACUCGAGAGCGGAAUAAUCGUAGAGUUAUCUAUCGACGAGACAAAACAAUUGUAAACAUGACCCCGUUCAGUUGUAGGACCUGUCACAAGGCCUUUGACACUGUGGGUUCACUCAAGAGACACGAGCUCAUCCACACAGGAAACAUGCAAUACAGCUGCGACAAAUGUGGCAAGUCUUUUUUCUACAAGGCCACCUACGAAUACCACCAGCGCAUCCAUUCAGGAGAAAGGCCUUUCGGUUGUGAUGUGUGUGGGAAGACGUUUAUCAUCCGUCAGGCUCUAAAGUCACACAAACUGCAGCACUCUGGAGAGAAACCACAUAAGUGUGAGCAGUGCACCAAAACCUUUAGGAUCUACACAAACUACCUGAGACACCUCCGGAUCCACACGGGAGAGAAGCCCUACGAGUGCGAGGUUUGUGGUAUGCGGUUCCGGCAGCUUGGACACGUCAAGUUUCACAUGCAGAUCCACACGGGCGAGAGACCAUAUUCAUGUAGCAGAUGUGGACUCGGAUUUUCAGACUCCAGGCUGCUCAAGAGACAUAACUGUAGUGAAAAAUAUGAGAAAAUGUCAGGGAACACACUCACAAUGUCCUAAAAGUCAUGACACCACUGCGCUCCAGUAACAGUCCCUUCACUGACAGCAAAAAGUCUCUGAAAGAAAGAUUAUGUCAAAUACCCUGCUGUGAAUUACUGCAAUGUUACCUGCACAUUCUAAAAAUGUCUUCCUUUGGAUUUUCAGUGUGUUUAAAACAUGAAAAAUUAAGUCUGAAUAAAAUUCAUAUCAUCUUCA
Messenger RNA from Melanotaenia boesemani (Boeseman's rainbowfish), 4728 nucleotides. RefSeq names its product zinc finger protein 721-like. The coding region runs from base 127 to 4533 and encodes 1468 amino acids. The transcript has 8 exons. NCBI's taxonomy places the organism in Eukaryota, Metazoa, Chordata, Actinopteri, Atheriniformes, Melanotaeniidae. The record is from RefSeq and is a predicted model, not a curated record.